Oppiella nova is the source of this 955-nucleotide messenger RNA. The record is from the annotation of a GenBank genome assembly. NCBI's taxonomy places the organism in Eukaryota, Metazoa, Arthropoda, Arachnida, Sarcoptiformes, Oppiidae.
AUUACACGUGUAUUGCAUCGACUGUUAUGUUAAUCACAAAUAACACAUAAAUUGUAAUUAAUUUAAUUAAAUCGCAUAGAAAUCAAUGGCCAAAGAGGUUACGUAUAGUAUACUACUUCCCACUUAUAAUGAGAGGGAAAACCUACCCAUCAUUGUGUGGCUUAUCGUCAAAUACAUGGAUCAAUGUGGUUACAAUUACGAGAUAAUCAUAAUUGACGACAAUAGUCCCGACGGCACCAUAGAAGUGGCCAAACAGUUACAAGACAUCUAUGGAGACAAUCGUAUCGUUUUAAGGCCGCGCGAGAAGAAGUUGGGUUUGGGAACCGCUUACCUCCACGGACUCACUCACUCCAGAGGCUCAUUCAUUAUCAUUAUGGACUCAGACCUCUCACACCACGUACGGCUCACACCCGCCAUACCAUUCCUCCGCUGUAGUCAACACACCAUAUGUGCAGAUAUGGCUAAAAGUGUGUUCACUAUAUCGAGGAUUUGUAUACAUUUUUGGCCCAAAUUCAUUCCGCAAUUCAUCGAAAAGCAGUCGAAAACCAAUUCAGAUGUCGUGACGGGAACGCGUUAUGCGGGCGAUGGGGGUGUGUAUGGCUGGGACUUCCGGCGCAAACUCAUCUCCCGGGGCGCCAACUACUUGACACAAGUGCUGCUGAGGCCGGGCGUGUCGGACCUGACGGGCAGCUUUCGCUUGUAUAAGAGGCACGUGUUGGAGAAGCUCGUGGAGAGCUGUGUCAGCAAAGGCUAUGUGUUUCAGAUGGAAAUGAUGGUCAGAGCCAACAGUCUGGGCUUCACAGUCAGCGAAGUGCCCAUCAGUUUCGUGGACCGCGUGUACGGCGAGUCCAAAAUGGGAGCGAUGGAGAUCAUACAGUUCGCCAGAGGCCUACUCUACCUCUUCUCCACUCUCUAAUGCCAUUCCCUUUCGGUUUUGUAUCACUUUUUUAAAGUG